This is a messenger RNA of Punica granatum (pomegranate), 2334 nucleotides long. The record is from RefSeq and is a predicted model, not a curated record. NCBI's taxonomy places the organism in Eukaryota, Viridiplantae, Streptophyta, Magnoliopsida, Myrtales, Lythraceae.
AAAAAUUAUUAUCUGGAUUUUCGUGGAGUCUGUUUGAUACUCGUACUCCUCACACAUUGCACACUCUUCCAGUUCCCGCCGGAUCAAGGAUGCUGAGAUCCCGGCGUCGGCCCCGUUACGGCGCCACCCUCUGCUGCGCCCUCAUCUCCGCCCUCCUCCUUCUCUUAUCCGUCUCCCUCCUUUACUCCCGUCUCUCCUCCUCUACCUCCACCUCCCAGAACGACCCCAUCCUUCUCUCCGACUCCUCCUCCGAUUCCGCCACCACCUCGACCGAGGCGGACGACGACCGGAUCGACGAGCUCGACAUCGUUGAAGAAAAUGCUGCCGCUGACACCACUAAGAAUGAUGACCAGGACAAUGACGACGACGAUGCGGAGCAGGACCCCGAUCACUCCGCUGCCUCCACAUCGACCUACUUCUACGAUCACGUUGCCGGGGUGAUCCGAAUGGGGUUCAAGAAGCGAUCCAUUGACGACUGGGACGAUGACUUGUCGAGCGGGGCAUUCGGCCUCGGAUCCUUCCCCGAGGAAGGGAGCAAGGGAGCCUUUGCAACGGAUGACCUCCCAGUGGAUGACGGCCUCAGGAGGAAGGUGAGUGAGGUGGCGAGUGUCGAGGAUGCGCUGUUGUUGAAGGUGAAUCGGAGGGUAUCCGUGCUUAGGGAGGGCUGGGGGGACUGGUUUGAGAAGAAGAGCGAGUUCUUGAGGAAGGAUAGGAUGUUUAGGUCUAGCUUAGAGGUUUUGAAUCCCAUGAAUAAUCCGCUUUUGCAGGACCCAGAUGGAGCCGGGGUGUCCGGUUACACUAGAGGGGACAAGUUGGUGCAGAAAUGGUGGUUGAAUGAGUUCAAAAGAGUCCCGUUUUCAGUCAAGAAGCAGCUUUUAGAGGUUUCGGAAAGUAACGGCAUUAGGAAUCCUCAGGAAAAUGGUGAUAAUAUUUUUAAGGUUGGGGAUGGUGAAUCGGAGAGCCGGAAUCAGGCCAGGAGGGUGGAGCGGAGGACGUUAGAUGAUGAUUUGGAUAAUGGUUCUAACGAGAUGAAGGUUAACGGUGAAGGUAGUCGGAGCAAGACAAGACAAAAUUCUGAGGCUAGAAGGAACUCCGAGUUUGAGGGUCAUUUGUAUGCAGAUGGCAGGAGAUGGGGUUAUUAUCCUGGCCUACGUCCUCACCUGUCUUUCACAGAUUUCAUGGACGCAUUUUUCAGGAAGGGCAAAUGUGAUAUCAGAGUUUUCAUGGUGUGGAACUCACCCCCUUGGAUGUUUAGUGUUAGGCAUCAGAGAGGGCUCGAGAGCCUGCUCAUACAACACUCGGAUGCUUGUGUUGUUGUGUUCACCGAGACAAUUGAGCUUGACUUUUUCAGAGAUAGCUUUGUGAAAGAUGGGUAUAAAGUUGCUGUAGCUAUGCCAAAUCUCGAGGAACUAUUGAAGGACACUCCAGCCCAAAUUUUUGCAUCUGUGUGGUUCGAAUGGAGAAAGACUAAGUUUUAUCCAACUCAUCUUAGCGAGCUAGUUCGCCUUGCCGCCUUGUACAAAUAUGGAGGGAUUUAUCUAGAUUCUGACAUUAUUGUGCUGAAACCAUUAUCUUUGCUCAACAACACUCUAGGACGGGAGGAUCAAAUUGAUCGACUUUCUCUCAAUGGUGCUGUCAUGGCAUUCAGAAAGCAUAGUCCCUUUCUGAUGGAUUGUUUGAAAGAAUAUUAUUCCACAUAUGACGAUACUCGUUUGCGAUGGAAUGGAGCUGAUCUCUUGAGAAGAGUGGCUGAAAAGUUUUUAACUAAAGGUGGGAGAAACAACGAUCAGUCAGAGUUCAAAGUGCAACCCUCUUUCGUAUUCUUCCCAAUAAGCUCUCAGAACAUUACGAGAUACUUCAAUUCACCGUUCACGGAUUCGGAGAGGAGCCUUCAGGAUGAUCUAUUCAUGAAGAUACUGCACCAGUCUAUCACAUUUCAUUUUUGGAACAGCUUGACUUCUGCUCUUGUUCCAGAGCCGGGAAGUCUGGCAAGCAGGCUUAUUAACAACGCCUGCCUCCAUUGCUCUGAUGUCUUGUAAGUUUUCACCGGUCCAUAUAGAAUUUAACUGACAGGAUUUUGGCGGGCGUAUAAUGUUUGUGGUAUGUAAUUGUACAGUUAUUACAUUGAAAUCACUAGGAAUUAGCUUCAACAAAUGAAAUGAAAUAGUUUUGCUUUUUGUUCUGUCCUGUUGAAAUGAUUGGGGAGUUGAUUUUAGGGCUCAGGCAGAGAAGGCCUCAAUUGCUGUAAUUCCAGUUUUUAAGACACUGGCUACGUCUGUAGGGUCUGUAUAAACUAUUUUUGUAUGUUAAAAAGAUUCAUGAGCUGCUUUUCUA